Malassezia globosa CBS 7966 is the source of this 2268-nucleotide messenger RNA. RefSeq lists its product as uncharacterized. Gene Ontology annotation, biological process: biotin biosynthetic process. The record is from RefSeq and is a predicted model, not a curated record. The transcript is spliced from 2 exons. Gene Ontology annotation, molecular function: dethiobiotin synthase activity; S-adenosyl-L-methionine:8-amino-7-oxononanoate transaminase activity; pyridoxal phosphate binding. Bases 1 to 2268 code for a protein of 755 amino acids. NCBI's taxonomy places the organism in Eukaryota, Fungi, Basidiomycota, Malasseziomycetes, Malasseziales, Malasseziaceae. Gene Ontology annotation, cellular component: mitochondrion.
AUGGACUCGACACAUGUGAGCAAGUUUGCACCACACGUAUGGAGCCAAACGCUGGUCCAGUUCACCGAACCUAUCUCGCCUCAUUUGGCCGCAGAGCAACUUGGAUCAAAGCUUGAUUGGCAAGCUGAGGAUGCUUCUCUUGUUCGUCGAAUUAAAGAUUGGAUGCUGCUAUGCGAACAUGAGCCUCGUAUUAACGCUGCAAUCCUUGAGUCGGCUGGUGGCGUUCAUUCACCAUCGCCUAGCGGCUCGUCCCAGGCAGAUUUUCUACGGCCCUUGCGCUUACCAACGAUCCUUAUUGGGUCCAGUGUGCUUGGCGGAAUUAGCACUACACGUUGCUCAUACGAGAGUCUGCGCAUGCGGGGAUACGAUGUGGAUGCCGUACUUCUAUUCCCAUCGCCUCACUACCAGAACGAUAAAUAUCUUGCUCAAUUCUUCGCCGACCAAGGAAUUAGAGUUUUUGCAUUGGGUGGCCCCAAUGUAAAUUCGUGGGGCAUGCCACCGGCUCGUCAUACUAGCACCAAGCAAGAUGCCGAGCAGUUACAAAAAUACUAUCUUGGCAUGAUCCACGGUAACGGCCGCGAUGAUUGCAUGCUCGAUGUAGUAAAUCAUUUGCGUGAAUGCCAUGCAAAGCGUUAUGCGUCUCUUGAUACUCUUGGUGAGCGUGCGCAUCAGCACAUGUGGUGGCCAUUCACACAGCACACCCGAAUAGCACCAGAUGAUGUAACUGUUAUCGACAGUGCACAUGGCGACUUCUUCCAAACGUACGAGCCCUCAUCGUCGACGAUGAAACCUGUUUUGGACGGUUCUGCCUCCUGGUGGACUCAAGUCAUUGGGCACGGCCAUCCACGCUUGGCACUUGCGGCGGCCUAUGCGGCAGGCCGUUAUGGACAUGUUCUCUCUCCGGGAAUAGCACAUGCACCGGCAGUUACACUAACAGAGAGAUUGCUCGGUCACCACGAACCUUGUAGGCUUGCGCCUGGACGCGGAUGGGCAAGCCGAGUGUUUUUUUCUGAUGACGGAAGUACAGGCAUGGAAGUGGCUAUAAAAAUGGCCUUGCAAUCAAGUGUGCGGCGCUACAGCGCGGCGGUUGUGUCACCGACAACAGAAGCACGAAUCAAGCCAGGGCGCCAGUCGGCAUCACUCGGAGGGCGCACACCGCGCGAAUGGGAGAUACUCGGACUUCAGGGAAGUUACCAUGGAGAUACAAUUGGUGCUAUGGACGCGUGCGAACCUAGUGUGUUUAGUGAACAUGUCGCUUGGUACCGAGGACGGGGCUAUUGGUUCUCGCCCCCUACACUCCGAAUGAAAUGUGGCAAAGUGUAUGUGGAAACAAGUGACUCAGCAGAAUGGGGUAAAGAGCCCCAGUGCCUUGGUGUAUUUUCGUCAAUCGAGGAAGUACUCAAUGUACAAAAGAGACUCGACACGAAACUUGCGGCUUUUUACAAGCGCGUGGUGCAUGAGCGGCUUGAAAAUCUAGUCAUUGUGGAACGACGACGAUUCGGUGCUCUUGUACUCGAGCCACUAGUUAUGGGUGCAGGGGGCAUGAUUUUUGUUGAUCCACUAUUCCAACGCUGUCUCGUGGAUGUCGUGCGUGAAAGAGAAGAUUUGUUUUCUCUUACGGAUCCACCGCUUCGACACGCCCACAUGGGGCGUGUAACCGCAGCACGAUCAAAUGGAGAGUGGCGCGGUUUGCCUGUGAUCUUUGACGAGGUUUUUACCGGAUUGCGUCGUCUGGGCUGCAAGAUGGGCGCCGACAUCCUUGGUACAACGCCUGACAUAAGCUGCUUGGCUAAAAUACUAUCUGGAGGACUUGUGCCUAUGUCAGUCACACUGGCGUCAGAGAGUAUCUAUUCGACAUUUGCAUGUUCAAGAGAAAAGACGCACGCUUUGCUCCAUGGGCACAGUUAUACAGCACACCCCGUCGGCUGCCAGGUGGCGAUUGAGACAUUAGAUGUGCUUGAAGAGAUGGAUUUAAAUGGCUCUUGGACACCUUACCAAAAGCAAUGGAGUUCGGAGCAUUGGAGCGUAUGGGACAAAUCUUUCGUCAAUCUCCUAUCACAUGCGGAUCGAGUUUCUGGUGUCAUGGCUCUUGGCACCUUACUCAAGAUUGAGCUGAAAACAGAUUCCGUCAGUGGUUAUGCAUCGGACGCAGCGAAUGACCUCAUGCUCAAACUUGGCAAGCAGACAGGCAUCAUGGAGCAUGAUACUACUUCCUCCCUCUCUUCCCACACAUUUCCCCUACAUCUUCGUUCCCUGGGAAAUCCUUAA